Messenger RNA from Phragmites australis (common reed), 1789 nucleotides. Its product is annotated as probable serine acetyltransferase 2. NCBI's taxonomy places the organism in Eukaryota, Viridiplantae, Streptophyta, Magnoliopsida, Poales, Poaceae. Gene Ontology annotation, cellular component: cytosol; cytoplasm. The record is from RefSeq and is a predicted model, not a curated record. The transcript is spliced from 10 exons. Gene Ontology annotation, molecular function: L-serine O-acetyltransferase activity. Bases 1 to 1302 code for a protein of 433 amino acids.
AUGCUUUGCGACCUCCUGGCCGGCCAACAGGUGCUCUGCACCUCCAUCGAAUGCAUGGACCGUCGACUCGCGGAGACCUACCGGUGCGUCAUCGACACCGAACUUCAGCAACGGGCACACCACCUCGCCAUCAAGUGCUUGGAGGCACAACACGAUUCAUCUUCAUCCACACCCGUGCCAGUUGGCGACGAUCUGUUACUUGACCCACACGCUGACGAGUACUCCAGCGGCCUCACCGGCGGGCCGCGCAUGGACGACCAUGCUACAAACCGUCCUCGGUUCGGGCCACCCCUAUGCGCCAUCUCCUUGGGCGAACUGGCCAAGGAGAAGAUGAUCGUGGCCGAGGAGAAGAAAGAAACAAAGUGUGCUGCAGCGUUACCUCAACCUCCUGCGGUGGUGGCAAAAGCACGUGGCGGUUUGGAGCGAAAGGAGGUCGAUGGUGCUCAACUUCUUGGCCGGUGCGGAGGUGGAGUCCAUUUGGCUUCAGGACAGGGUCAUUGGCUAUACAUGGCAGAAAAGGAGCCUAUUUUGAGUAGCUUCCUGUACGCCAGUGUGUUGUCUCAUGACUGUCUGGAGCGAGCGUUGAGCUUUACCCUUGCAAACAGGCUUGAAGAUCCAACACUGCUUGCUACCCAGCCAAUUGACAUUUUUAAUGAUGUUAUGAUGAAUAACAAAGAUAUAUGCCGUUCCAUUCGCCUUGAUGCUCAGGCCUUCAAAGACAGAGAUCCAGCUUGUGCACAAUAUAGCUGGGCAUUGUUAUACCUAAAGGGUUAUCAAGCCUUGCAAUCCUAUAGGAUAGCUCAUGUUUUAUGGAAUCAGGGACGUAGAGUUUUGGCAUUGGCACUGCAAAGUCGUAUUAGUGAGGUCUUUGCAGUGGAUAUACACCCAGCUGCCAAGAUUGGCGAGGGAAUAUUGUUGGAUCAUGGAACAGGCCUAGUUAUUGGCGAAACUGCUGUGGUUGGAAAUUGGGUUUCAUUAAUGCAGGGUGUUACACUUGGAGGUACUGGCAAGGAACAUGGAGAUAGGCACCCCAAGAUCGGUCAGGGAGCUCUUAUUGGAGCUGGUGCUACUAUCCUCGGCAAUAUAAAUGUAGGUGAAGGUGCCAUGAUUGCUGCUGGCUCCCUUGUUUUAAAGGAUGUACCUCCCCACAGUAUGGCUGUAGGUAAUCCUGCAAAGGUAGUUGGGUAUACAGAGAAAGAAGAUCCUUCUUUAACUAUGAAACAUGAUGCAAGAAGAGAUUAUUUUGAGCAUGUUGCCAUCAGAUAUUCAGAUGAUACAGCUAACGGAAGUGUUGUGAAGUAAAAAGUUCGACAAACUUGAAACAAACAAGUGCCAUUCUGGACAUUUCUUCACGGGCACAAGGAUGGAUAUAUUUGAUGAGCUCAAGUGCUUCUCCUUUUGCUCAGGCAAGCUACUGAAGAAGAUGGAAAGCCAGUUAUACUUUUGUCUCCGUAGUCUGCUGUAAUAACGUCAGCAUUGUUGACAAACUUGGUAGAAUGGUUUAUUUAUACUGCAGAGAUCUCCAAGAGCAAGCAUAUACUGCAGCCUAAACCUAUGAUGAGCUACUUUCAUGAACCAGAGUUAUAUGUAGUGGUAUAGUAGAAACAGGUAGGAUUAUUUAUGUAAGUCCAUCAGAGACGCCUGCUUCAGUGCUCGCCCUUCCAAGAAAGUUUACGAAUCUCGAAAGGAAAGCAGUUAGUGUUGAACAAGUGUUCUUUAGACUGCUUCAGUUAGUGUUGAACGUUGGAAUUUUCAACAAUUCUUGUGGGAAUUAAAGUGUCUUAUGCCA